GCUGUGCGGCUGUUAAGCAAUUUCUUGAAUUUUUGGUUCGGUUUUGGAAUUUAACUUGAGCUCAUUAGAAAUUAUUAGAUAAAUAUGUUGAAAACAUGGAGCUGCAGUGCUAUUAAUUUGCUAAAAAGUACAGCAACACUGCAACAACAAGUGCGGACAACUUUUGUGUUAAAGCGUAAAUAUGAUCCGUUGCUACAUAAAACUAACGAGAAGCCGAGAAAGUUACGCGCUAAACAUUUCAUCUAUGAGUUAGUCGAGGAUACAAAUAUUAAACGACGGCCAAACAUAGAAGUUGUACUGAAAACAUAUGUGGAAGGAGUAGGUGAUAAGGGCGAUGUGGUCUCAGUUAGACCCAACUUUGCCUACAACAAGUUAUUGCUCCCAGGAUUAGCUGUGUAUAAGACAGAUGAGAACUUAACAUUGUACGCUAAAACUGAGGAAGAUGCGAAGGUCGUUAGCCAUAGUUCAGCAUUUGCACAGCGCACGGUCAACGUUAUCGAACGAUUUUCCCUCUCAGUUGUGAUGAACAAAGACCAUCCUUGGGUAAUUGAACCAUGGCACAUCAAAGCGUCGCUUCGCAAGGCAGGCAUUCACUGUCCGGAAGAAUGUAUAACUAUGCCCGAGGAGCGUAUUGAAGGUCCCGAUUUUAAUAAAGAGGGUAAAGAAUUUUAUUGCACCAUAACUGUGAAUAAUCUUGAAAAGGCUCGACUACGCUGUCGCAUUCAUCAUUGGAGCACAGAUCCCAGUGACCGCCUGCCAUAUACACCGGAGUAUUGGAAGAUGCCACCAGAACCAUUAUUCGGUAAUGAAAGUUCAGGUGAAAAUGUAGAAACCAAAGUGGAGGAAAAAUAAACCUUUUAACUGCAUUUCUAAAGAUCAGUGAACCAUGCAUUAAAUAAACAAUACGGACAUCUAUAUCUGAAAUAGUUGUUGAAAUCAAAUGAAACUGGAAAAAGUUUUUUUCAAAUUUAAACAAAUCUUUUACAAAAGGAUACUUCGUAUAUAUUUCAUAUAUUUCUAGUGUAUUCAUAAACAAUAAAUGGAACAUAACUGUUCAAUUUAAUUAGAA
Messenger RNA from Ceratitis capitata (Mediterranean fruit fly), 1069 nucleotides. RefSeq names its product 39S ribosomal protein L9, mitochondrial (gene mRpL9). Gene Ontology annotation, biological process: translation. NCBI's taxonomy places the organism in Eukaryota, Metazoa, Arthropoda, Insecta, Diptera, Tephritidae. Gene Ontology annotation, cellular component: mitochondrion; ribosome. The record is from RefSeq and is a predicted model, not a curated record. The coding region runs from base 85 to 852 and encodes 255 amino acids. Gene Ontology annotation, molecular function: structural constituent of ribosome. The transcript is spliced from 3 exons.